This is a messenger RNA of Culicoides brevitarsis, 2739 nucleotides long. RefSeq names its product nucleolar complex protein 3 homolog (gene Noc3). Bases 101 to 2437 code for a protein of 778 amino acids. Gene Ontology annotation, molecular function: chromatin binding. Gene Ontology annotation, biological process: DNA replication initiation. The record is from RefSeq and is a predicted model, not a curated record. NCBI's taxonomy places the organism in Eukaryota, Metazoa, Arthropoda, Insecta, Diptera, Ceratopogonidae. The transcript is spliced from 4 exons. Gene Ontology annotation, cellular component: nucleolus.
UAUUUGAGUAUAUUAGUGCUCACUGGGUCCAUAAAAUAAAAAUUUUCUUCCAUGUGGAUGUGUUUUUUUUUUCUAAAUAAAUAAAUAAAAACGGUUAGCAAUGCGAAAAAAUAUAAAAAUCAGUUCUGCAAAACGAGGACAUCAUGAACGUCAUAAAAAAAAUUUUCUUAAAUCCAAAAAAACAAUGUCGAAGGAAAAGAAACAAAAUGAAAAUAUUUUCAAAUCAAAACGUGAAUUUGUUUCGAGAAGAAAUUUUCAAAAUAGUAGGAAACUGCAUACAGAUACCCACAAAGAUUCAAAUUGCAAAAAUGACUUGGAGAACAGAUUGGAAAUGAUGAGUGAAAAUACAAUAGAAUCGUAUAAUUCUAGUGAUGGAGAUUUUAUGGAUGACACCGAAACAAUGGAAUUUCAAUACCGUCUUCAAAACGAUAACAAUGUAAAUAAUAAAGAAAUGCGUAAACUUCUUCCUAUUAAAACUAAGUAUGGCUUGGUACCGAGAGAAACAAGCCACAUUCAAGAGAGUCAGAAAAGUUUGGACAUCGUACAAUCAGUUAAUGAUGAUGCACAGGAUGAAGAUUUAGAUUCAGACAAUGAUAUAUUAAAUAGCUUAGAUAAAAUAAUCAAGACACCAUCUACAAUAUCAAACCAUAAAAAUACACUAUCAACCGCUGAUUUACUUGUAGAACGAAAUGAAACUAUUGAGUCGCUUAAGUUUAAAAUUGGUGUACUUUGUUCUGGAAUUUUAGAAAAACCCGAAGAAAAAAUUAAAAAUCUUACAACUCUAAUGGGUAUGAUAGAUGAAAAAAAUAAGGAUGGACAGAUAAACUUUUUCACAAUAAGAAAAAUGGCUAUUUUGUCAAACAUGGAAAUAUUUAGAGAUAUUAUUCCGGAAUAUCGUGUAGGAGUAAUUGAUUUGGAAACACACAAAGUAAAAAAGGUAACACUCCAGAGAAUCAACUAUGAAAAGGAUUUAUUAGAGUAUUAUAAGCGUUUUUUGGUUAAAAUGGAACGACUUAUAUCAAAAUUGAAAAUAAAACGAUUUCAAACGAUGAAAGCGACUAAUGAAGAUAAAAUUCUUGCGGAGCUUUCUGUUCACUGUCUUUGUGAGCUUUUACUAGAGCAUCCAUAUUUUAAUUUUAGCACGAAUAUCGGACAAUUAUUGGUAGCAAUGCUGAACUUACAUUAUGAUAAUAUUCGAUUAAUGGUUCAUAAAACAUUUUGUUCAAUCUUUAAAACGGAUAAAAGAUUGGAUUUGACUCGACACAUCGUGAGACACAUCAAUAACCUUAUUAAAAAGAAUCACAAUAUAGUACAUGUUGAAGUCGUUUCAUGCCUUUUAAGUCUUCAAAUUAAAAACAUAAAUUUGGAUGCUGAAAAAGAAAAUGAGUUAAAGAAGAAAAAACUUGAAGCACACAAAUCUCGUGUUAUAAGUCUUUCAAAACGUGAAAAGAAACGAAAAAAGAGACUAGCUGAUUUAGAAAGAGAAUUAUUGGAAACCAAGGCAGAGGAAAAUAAGCAAACAAAAAAUGCAAAGUUAAUUGACAUAAUGAAAUUGACAUUUACAAUUUACUUUCGAAUUCUUAAACAAAACCCAAAUACUAAAAUAUUAAGUGCUACAUUGGAGGGGUUAGCCAAAUUUGCACAUAUGAUCAAUAUCGAGUUUUUCACUGAUCUUGUAGAUGUUCUGUAUAAAUUGCUUCUUAACGAAGAUUUGGGCUAUCGUGAGCAGCUGCAUUGCGUACAAACAGUUUUCACAAUAUUAUCAGGUCAAGGAGAAGUUCUCAACAUUGAUCCGGCGCGUUUCUACUCUCAUCUCUACAAAAAUUUAUUAGCAGUACAUUCAGGAAAAAGUUACAAAGAUACAGAAUCUAUUUUGAUGACAGUAGAAAACCUUUUGGUGAAGCGACGAAAGCAUUUAACUUCCUUACGCAGUUUGGCGUUUAUAAAACGAUUAAUGAUUUUAAGUAUGCAAUUGCUGCAUAACGGAGCGUUAUCAUGUCUAUCAAUCAUAAAGGCAUCUCUUCAAUUGAAUAGCCAACUGGAUGUCUUAUUAGAUACUGAACAACAUAUUGGCUCCGGUAAAUACGAUCCAUCGAUUGAUGAGCCUGAGUAUAGUAAUGCAAAUUGUACCAAUUUAUUCGAAAUUGGAUUAAUGUACAAACAUUACCAUCCAAUUGUUCGUAAAUAUAUUCAUUAUAUUGCUCUCGGUGUACCAUUAACAGGCAAUGGAGUAUUAACUUCUGAUAUUGCAAAAUUGAGUCCUGGUGAAUUGUUUGAACAAUAUGAUAGUAAAAAUAUUUCAUUCAAUCCUGUUAUACCAACUCCCCAAAAAACGUAUAUUCCAAUAUCUGCAAAUCGAAAUAAACAUACAUUUUUAGAUAAUCAACUACAAAAUAUUUGCAAGAAUACAUGGAAUAAUUGUCGACCUAAAAAAUAAAUGGAUAUGAAUAAAAUAAAAAAAAAAAUCGAAAAUAUUCUACCUUAAACUCUUUUUGUUUGUCUGUGCUAAACCAUGUUUGUGGGUCUUUUUGACCAAAGGGUACGUUUAUGAUGUUUUAUGGUAAAAAUUGAUGUACUCAAGCCGAAAAUAUUAAUCUCGGGAUUAUGAAAUCUCUAAUUAGAAAGAAAAGUUACGGCGAAUAAAUUUAACGUAUCAACCCCUCCCCGCGAUUUUGUCGAAAAAAUUCAGUGGGAAAAAUAAAAAUUGAAUAUAAAAUAGAAUCAUUUCUGACAUUUCUG